GCAGGCGUGCGCUGACCUUUCAGGAGGGCAACGCUGGGGGCCUCAAGGUGCGACAGCCGCAAAGAGAGGCAUCGUGCGAAUACAUGAAAAGCAGCCCCCAAAGUUCGCGUCCAGGAAAGCCGUGCAUUCCGCCCGCAAAGUUUUGGCCUUAUCGAGGAAAAACGAGUUGGAGGAUGGAGCUCGGUCAGCGAAUCCUGGAUGCAGUCACGCCUGUUAUACAAGAGGAACAAUGCAAAGGAUUUUUCUUGUAUGGUGAUGUCACCUGGUGCAAUGUGGCAUUUGCAAAAACACCCCCGGCAUCAGUAGGUUUGUCGUAUGGAAUCGAGGAACGAGACAUCUGGAGCGAACUGAUCAGCCAGAAAAUGUUGCCCACGAAGCUCUAUGACUGCUUUAUCCCACCAGAAAGGUCGAUGCCAAUGUCUGGCAAGUCGCCGAACGGAACGCGGCGAUGCCAAGGAGUGGAGAAGCAGCCUUGCUACGCAACAAAAUACGAGUCCUACAGCAUCUGCUUGGGAGCCAAGGCAACCGUCCAAGACGGCCGUAGCUUUGAGACUCUCCAUUCCCAUCUUCAUGGAAUGCCGCCGCUAUCGGUGCACCUCAAGAUCGACACAGAGGGCUCCGAAUGGCCGGUUCUAGACGCGCUCCUUUCCAGCGAUGACAUCCACAAGCUCCGUACACUGGACAUGGAGGUGCAUUUCGGAUGGACCGGGAGCUUUCCUGGUCAGCUCUCUGCAAAGGAGCAAUUGGCGCUGCAGGUUGCAACGAUGGAGAAGCUCCGGGAAAGCUUUUACUGCACGGGCUCGACCUUGGAGGUCUAUCGCGAAGGAUGGCGGCCCAAG
Molecule: messenger RNA, 839 nt
Organism: Symbiodinium necroappetens
Lineage: Eukaryota; Dinophyceae; Suessiales; Symbiodiniaceae
Source: the annotation of a GenBank genome assembly